Messenger RNA from Aaosphaeria arxii CBS 175.79, 1559 nucleotides. RefSeq names its product glycoside hydrolase family 26 protein. Gene Ontology annotation, biological process: substituted mannan metabolic process. The record is from RefSeq and is a predicted model, not a curated record. Gene Ontology annotation, molecular function: mannan endo-1,4-beta-mannosidase activity; carbohydrate binding. The transcript is spliced from 5 exons. Bases 1 to 1389 code for a protein of 462 amino acids. Lineage: Eukaryota; Fungi; Ascomycota; Dothideomycetes; Pleosporales.
AUGCUUUCUGCGGUACUUUUCGUCGCGGCCUGUGCUGCUACUGCAGUUGCACAGACUAUCACACUACAAGCGGAGUCAGCAACUUUGUCAGGCGUGAUUGUUGGAACGGCUGUCGCUGGAUUUACAGGUUCGGGAUACGUAGAAGGGUUCGAUGAGUCGACCGACUCCAUCAAGUUCACAGCAGAUAUCACUACGGCAGGCUUAUACGAUUUGAGUAUCGUAUACAAUGGCCCUUACGGUGACAAGUACACCUACAUCGUAGCUAAUGGUGCUGGGUCUCAAAUCUCGCUUCCCGCCACGACUGAAUGGAAGACUGUAUCUGCAGGCCAGGUUUUGCUCACUGCUGGCAAAAACGCUCUCGAGAUCCAGAGUAAUUGGGGCUGGUAUCUUGUCGAUGCGAUUACACUGUCACCUUCUGCCCCACGAGGACCCCAUAAAGUCACCACUAAACCAGUAAACAAGAAGGCUAAUGCAGAUGCCAAAGCACUGCUUAAAUAUCUGGGAAGCAUUUAUGGAAAGCAUAUCCUCUCCGGCCAACAAGAUCAGGCUUCACUUGAUUGGGUUACUACAAAUGUCGGAAAAACGCCUGCUAUUCUUGGGCUUGACUUCAUGGACUAUACCGAAUCUCGAACGUCGCGGGGUGCCUCCUCCACUGAUGUGGAUAAAGCUAUUGCAUUCGCAGCCAAGGGUGGGAUUAUCACUUUUGCCUGGCACUGGGGCGCACCAGUAGGUCUAUACGAUAAUGAAACCGAGCCUUGGUGGUCCGGAUUCUAUACGAGAGCCACGGAUUUCAACAUCGUCGAUGCACUUGCUGAUACUAAGAAUGCGAACUACACGUUACUGAUCAAAGAUAUCGACACAAUUGCGGUUCAGCUGAAGAAGCUGCAGAACGCAAAAGUGCCCGUCUUGUUCCGGCCACUCCACGAGGCGGAGGGAGGCUGGUUUUGGUGGGGCGCACAUGGCCCUGAGCCAGCCAAGAAGUUGUAUCGAAUCGUAUAUGAAAGGUUAACUACGCAUCACGGCAUCAACAACUUGAUCUGGGUGUGGAAUUCCGUCGCAAAAGACUGGUACCCUGGCAGUGAUGUUGUCGACAUCGUCAGCGCCGAUACUUAUAGUCAAGGUGACCAUGGGCCUGUGUCUGCUACUUACAACAAUUUACUCGCACUAACAAACGAUACUAAAAUCAUCGCUGCGGCUGAGAUUGGAUCAGUUAUGGAGCCGGCAUUGCUGAAGGCCUAUCAGGCGGAUUGGGUGUACUUCUGCGUCUGGUCUGGUGAUUUCAUUUCAGGUGGGCAAUGGAACAGCCUCUCAUUCCUCAAAGAAGUGUACAAUGAUGAGUAUGUUCUCACACUGGAUGAGAUACAGGGUUGGAAAGGAGGCAAGGCAUAGUAAAGUUAGAUAGUGAGUGCCUGACAUUGAAGCCAACAACAUUUGAAUCCUAGUAAUUUUACCUCUCAUACAAGAUGGUACAUUGGCAACUUAAGUUUGUUUUAAUCUAUAGAGGCCUGCAUCUGCUGCGUGAUUGCGCCGAACAUUCUAGCUGGUUUAUCCUAAUCUCU